Messenger RNA from Lichtheimia ornata, 2220 nucleotides. RefSeq lists its product as uncharacterized. Gene Ontology annotation, molecular function: microtubule binding; plus-end-directed microtubule motor activity; ATP binding. Gene Ontology annotation, biological process: microtubule-based movement. NCBI's taxonomy places the organism in Eukaryota, Fungi, Mucoromycota, Mucoromycetes, Mucorales, Lichtheimiaceae. The coding region runs from base 1 to 2220 and encodes 739 amino acids. The record is from RefSeq and is a predicted model, not a curated record. The transcript is spliced from 13 exons.
AUGUGGAGCGACAGCAGUCGAUUCAGUACUGGGGGCACUCGGAAAUCAAUAGGCAGCAACGCCAAUCGACGCCCCGUUGAGAGACAAAAAGUUGUGAAACGAUCUAUUGAAGACAAAGGAACCAACAUCCAGGUCGUGUUACGAUGCAGAGGACGCAACGAACAAGAGAUCGCGGCCAAUUCACCAGUGAUUGUUGAACCCAAAAGCAAGCGAGAAGUAACACUACGCUUGGCCAACAAGGAGUCGUCCUAUUCUUUUGAUCGCGUAUUUGGACCAGAGAUAACUCAACAAGAGAUAUACGACGAAGUUGCACAACCGAUAUUGGAUGAGAUGUUGCUAGGAUACAAUUGCACUAUAUUCGCCUAUGGUCAAACUGGCACUGGAAAAACGUAUACGAUGGAAGGAGACUUAGAGGAGAGAGAUGGUGGAUUCUCAAGUCAAGCUGGCAUCAUCCCAAGAGCUGUCACCAAGUUGUUUGAGACAUUGGAUAACCAAGGUGCUGAUUAUUCAGUCAAAGUGUCGUUGAUUGAAUUAUACAAUGAGGAGCUUCGUGAUCUACUUGGACAAAGCAAUGACAAUCGAGCGCUACGUAUCUUUGAGGAUCAAAAUGGACGAGGUGUGAUUGUACAAGGCAUGGAGGAGUCAUUGAUAUCGAGUGCAUCGGAGGCCCUGGAUGUUAUGCAAAGAGGAAACAAAAAUAGAAGCAUUGCUGCAACACGAUGCAAUGACAAAUCAAGCCGUUCCCAUUGUAUAUUCACUCUCACUGUGCAUAUCAAAGAGACGUUACCGGAGGGUGAAGAUGUCUUGAAAGUGGGCAAGCUCAAUUUGGUGGAUUUGGCUGGAUCAGAAAACAUCAAUCGAUCAGGUGCUGAAUAUACAAGAGCACGUGAAGCUGGCAUGAUCAAUCAAAGUUUGCUCACAUUAGGCCGGGUCAUCAAUCAACUUGUGGAUCAUGCUCAACAUGUACCUUACAGGGAGAGCAAGUUGACUCGCCUCUUGAAAGAUUCACUUGGUGGUCGUACCAAGACCUGCAUUAUUGCCACCAUUUCAGUUGCAAAGAUGAACCAAGAGGAGAUUAUCAGUACAUUGGAUUAUGCAAAGCGCGCCAAGAAUAUCCGCAACCGACCAGAAGCCAAUCAACGAAUGAAUCCACGUGUCCUAUUACGAGAAUAUGAAAUGACCAUUGAGAGGCUCAAAGCAGAUCUACGAGCAUCACGAGAACAGAAUGGCGUAUACUUGUCACAGCAAUCUUAUUCAUUGUUAACGGAUGAGAACCAAAGCUCAAAAGAUCGAAUCGUUGAAUUGACGCGUGACAUCAAGGCAGCAAAAGAUACGCUGGAUGCUAAAAGAAAGGAGUUGGAGGAAAAGACAAAGUUGCUUUUGGGCAAAGAGUCAGAGCUGGAAGAUAUUCAAGGAAAGCUGAAGCGUCUGAAUACCAAGCUUGAACGGCAAAUCGCUGAAUUUUCUGACCGUAUAUCACAAUAUACGAAUGGAUCCAUGUCAGCCAUCAAUUCGCUGUUAUCAUCACUUGAAGCCAACACCGAUAUUAUGCAUGCAUUGACGCAAGAAGGAAUUCGAGCACAAAAUGAGUUUGCCGACAAGAUGGAACGGAUCCGUAUCAAGUUACGCGAAGAAUCUGAGCAGAAAUGCGCUUUGGCCGAAAAAGCGAUUGCAAGUUUCUUUGACACUUUUGAGGAAGAUUUGAGUGACAUCAAUGCCAAGAUUAUCCGUAUUGAGAAGCAUUUUGAACAAAUGUACAAGAACCAUAUGCAAGGCGAACGUCAAUACAUUGAGCACCAGACGAAAUCAUUGAUGACCGUAAGGGAGGAUACCAUGACAACGCUAUCAGAAGAGCGUGAACGAGCAGAGAAAGAACGAUCGUCAUUACAGGCCGACUUGCAAGACAACCUGAGCACCGUGAUGGAUGAUGUUAUCAAGCAAGGCACAGAUAGAUUGGACACUCUUCAUCGAGCAGAGAAGACCAUUGUGGAUCAAAAAAAGAUGCUCGCCGAUAUGUCAUCAGGGCUUACAUCAUUGCAUGAGCAAGGGAGACAGCAUAAGCAAAAUGUGUUACAAGCUAUUGAAGAAACAAAUCAAGUCAUUACCACGAGCUGUGACGAGAUCUCGCAACAAAAGCCUUUAUUACAGGGGAAGCGUCCUUUGCCAGAGGAUUCGACGACGAAUGUCUCAAACGCCAAACGCCAAAAGAAUACUUCGUAA